AUGAGUGUCAUUGCCGUGGGCACAGACCUGCACCGAAUCGGGCGGUUUGCGGCCAUUCUAGCACGCCACGGUCUCGCGUCGCCACAUGUGCACCGGCUCGCUGCCCGUGUGCUCCACCCGGACCGCGAGCUGCCCGGGUUUGUGCGCGCGUGCCAGCAGAGCCAGCUCGACAAGUGCACGCGCGCACUCGCGCACUCGUGGUGCGUCAAGGAGGCGCUCUACAAGACGCUCGACACGCCCGACCAGGCCACCUUCGCGAUGCGCCACUGGUACAAGUACAACCACGCGAACGGCCGGCCGCACGUGGCCAGCGACUCGUACGCCAGACACGAGCGCUUUCUCGUGUCGCUGUCCCACGACGGCGAUUACGUCAGCAGCGUCGUUGUGCGCGCGCACGGCACCAACUAG
This is a messenger RNA of Ogataea haglerorum, 408 nucleotides long. RefSeq lists its product as uncharacterized. The record is from RefSeq and is a predicted model, not a curated record. Gene Ontology annotation, molecular function: holo-[acyl-carrier-protein] synthase activity; magnesium ion binding. Lineage: Eukaryota; Fungi; Ascomycota; Pichiomycetes; Pichiales; Pichiaceae. The coding region runs from base 1 to 408 and encodes 135 amino acids. The transcript has a single exon.